Messenger RNA from Saitoella complicata NRRL Y-17804, 1879 nucleotides. RefSeq lists its product as uncharacterized. The transcript is spliced from 3 exons. Gene Ontology annotation, cellular component: SHREC complex; rDNA heterochromatin. NCBI's taxonomy places the organism in Eukaryota, Fungi, Ascomycota, Saitoellomycetes, Saitoellales, Saitoellaceae. The record is from RefSeq and is a predicted model, not a curated record. Bases 57 to 1601 code for a protein of 514 amino acids. Gene Ontology annotation, biological process: silent mating-type cassette heterochromatin formation.
GUGAACUGAACACUCGCAUAUGACACAAGUAAUCCCAUCCGUAUCCGAUUGCGACCAUGCCAAAUAUCCAGUUGAUCAAGCUCGACUGGUCCGACGGAACUCCCGAGACCUGGCCAAAAGGCGCCGACGUCGAUCCAACCCCAAAGAACGGCGAGGUGAACUACCAUUUCAAGCUUCCCUUGGACUCAAUAAAGUAUUCGCUUUACAAGAAGAAGUGUGGGCAGUUUCUGUCGCAGUUCAGUCGCGAGGAGGGGUUGCCUGCUGAUACCGAGAUCGAACUAAGCGAACUCCCCCAAGGCUACGCCCUCUUCGAGCACCGGAAAGGAUCCCGUACUGACGUGUAUCUCUGGGGCCACCCAACUGGUCGCAAAUUCCGUUCUCCGGCAGAGUUCAACCCCCAUCUCCAAUGGAUGGCACUCAACACUACACACCAAGCCAAUACGGAUGAUACCUGUAUCUGUGUUUGCUGCAAACAAAGCGGUGGGGCGCGGAAUUCCACGAUUGAUAGGACUCCGGGAGGACCGAUGAGCGCGAAGAAGGAGAAGAAGAAUUUUGCGGUGCAAGAGAGGCGGGAGGAGUUGGAGCCUGAUGCGCCGGCGUACAGAGUCGCUGAGUUGGUCUGGGCACGGGCACCGCAGGGAGGAAGUGAGGAGUGGGUCCCCGCUGUCGUGGUGAAGCGGCACAAGGGAGAGAAGUCCCUGGAUGCAAAAUACGACGUCAAAGACAUCGGCUCAAAAGGCAUUCGCCCGAACCUCCCUCAUAGCGACGUCCUCCCCUGGCUCGCCCGCGCUGUCGAAGGCCCCGAAGCCCAGAAAAGCACCGCCGUCAAGACCGCGCAGCAGAUCUGCAAAACAUGGUCUCUCAUCAGCUCUUACACCCCCGACGUCUCCUCGGGCCGAGAUCCACGAGCUGGGAAAUACUACAACGGGAUGUUCAUCGGUCCCGAACGAAUCUGGCGUAACGAGCCCGUGCGUCUGAAAUCCGAUCCCGAGGCAGGCGAGGAGGCAGAAGACGAGAUCAUGCUCAUCAGCGCAUUCCUACGUUCAGAAGCGGACACAACAGUCACGCUCUUGGGCGACAUCUACACCUUCCACACCUUCAAAGACGACGAAGACGGUGCCGCGAACCACGACUUACCGCCCGGAAUGGUCAUCACGGACCGUAUGCGAACCUACGCCGCAGACCGCGGCUACUGGAAACCUAAAUUCGGACCCGAAUAUGAAUCCAAUCUCGAACUUGACGAGAUCGCGGGGAGGUGGUACGAGGACUGGGUGUUCCCCUCGGAGCCGAAGAUUACGUUGGGAAGUGUGGAAGUGAGUCGAUGGGUCACGAACCGUGCUGAGGGAAUGGGGAGUGAAAGUUGGGAUGGAGAGGGGGCUGUGGCCGCGACUCCGGGGGCGUCUGGGGGGGUCGGAACGCCGACGCCUGCGGGAAGGAUCGGGAAUGGUGCAUCGCCGCUUGCGAGGAAGGUGUUGGAUUCGGAUGGGAGUGCGAAGAGGCCCUUGGAAAUUGAUUCGGCGGUGGGCAGUGAAGAGCCCGCUGCAAAGGUGCCGAGGAGUGAUGGUCAGACGGAUGCUACUCAGUCCAGUGACAAGAUUUAACAUUGACUAUGGCUGGAGAAGAUAUACCUACGGCUCAAUCAUUAAGCACGGUUGGUGAUACCAAUAUGAAGUAGCAGGAAUCCAAAAAUUUCCUUCGUCAAUCGUCUAAAGCUCAUGCUAUCCUAAAAAUGUUCACGAACGCCUUGGCCAAGUGCAGCUCUAUGUCCCAUAUCAAUCAUAACGAAACUAAACCAUCUCCUCGUCCUGUACUCUCUGGUACUCCGUCCUCUUCGGGCGUGACAACACCGACGUAACGCUACUCAACCAGCUAUCGCUUG